GAUGCCAAUUCUUGCCUGCAGUGAGAGAAUUGUCUUCAUGCCAAAUUUGUCUUUAAUAAAAAUACCCAGGAUGAACUGCAGUCAGGCUCCUGGUUUUAUCCUCUUGGGACUGUCUAGUGACCCAGAGAAAUGGCAGCCCUUCUUUAGCAUCUUCCUAGGUCUCUACUUGCUGGGACUUUUAGGGAACUUGCUACUUCUGUUAGCUAUUGGUGCUGAUGUCCACCUCCACACUCCCAUGUAUUUCUUCCUCAGUCAGCUCUCACUCGUGGACCUUUGCUUCAUCACCACCACAGCUCCUAAAACAUUGGAGGCUCUGUGGACUGGAGAUGGAUCUAUCUCAUUCUCUGGAUGCCUGACUCAGUUGUAUUUCUUUGGUGUUUUUGCAGAUAUGGAUAACCUGCUUCUCGCAGUCAUGGCUAUUGACCGCUAUGCUGCUAUCUGUCACCCACUUCUCUAUCCACUUCUCAUGACUCCUUGUAGAUGUCAGAUUCUGGUCAGUGGGUCAUGGGGAAUAGCUCAUGGUGUGUCUAUGAUCUACACAUUAUUGCUCUCUCAGUUAUAUUUUCAUGCCAGUCAAGAGAUUCCUCAUUUUUUCUGUGAUUGUAGGCCUCUCUUAUUGCUUUCCUGCUCUGACACUCACUUCAAUGAGGUCCUGAUGAUGAGUUUGGCUGGAGUUUUGGGAAUCAGUGCAGUUCUCUGCAUUGUAAGUUCUUAUGGUUGUAUUUUUUAUGCUGUGGCUAGGGUUUCAUCAGCACAGGGGAAAAGGAAAGCCUUGACCACAUGCAGUUCCCACCUCUCUGUAGUUCUUCUUUUUUAUAGCACAGUCUUUGCCACCUACCUGAAGCCCCCAUCUAGUUCUCGUUCCUCUGGGGAGGUGGUAGCUGCUGUCAUGUAUACCUUGGUAACGCCCACUCUGAACCCCUUCAUUUAUAGUCUGAGAAAUAAGGAUGUUAAGAGUUCAUUGAGAAGGAUUCUGAACAUUGAGACAUCUCAAGACUAAGGAUCAUCAUUCAGGAAGGAAUACAA
Grammomys surdaster is the source of this 1026-nucleotide messenger RNA. RefSeq names its product olfactory receptor 1361-like. Gene Ontology annotation, biological process: G protein-coupled receptor signaling pathway. The transcript has a single exon. Gene Ontology annotation, molecular function: G protein-coupled receptor activity; olfactory receptor activity. The coding region runs from base 2 to 1000 and encodes 332 amino acids. Lineage: Eukaryota; Metazoa; Chordata; Mammalia; Rodentia; Muridae. Gene Ontology annotation, cellular component: membrane. The record is from RefSeq and is a predicted model, not a curated record.